Apis cerana (Asiatic honeybee) is the source of this 1516-nucleotide messenger RNA. RefSeq names its product dynein axonemal light chain 1. Gene Ontology annotation, molecular function: alpha-tubulin binding; dynein heavy chain binding. Gene Ontology annotation, cellular component: cytoplasm. NCBI's taxonomy places the organism in Eukaryota, Metazoa, Arthropoda, Insecta, Hymenoptera, Apidae. Gene Ontology annotation, biological process: outer dynein arm assembly. The record is from RefSeq and is a predicted model, not a curated record.
UCAAUUCUUUCUAAUGUUUAAUUCGACGACAAAAAGUGUCAUUUCCAAUUCUCCAGAAAUUUUGUCUCAAUUUUUCCAUUCUCUUCCUUAUCGCUUUUCAAGGUCUCUUCUUUUUCGUCGCAUUGGAAAUUUUACGAUCCUCCGUCCAUGUAAGAAUAGUAAACGAAAUAAAAUCGUUCGCACGGUUCUCGGCCUCUGUCUCCGAUUUUAGAUCGAAGAGAGAGCCGUGAACUUUUUCGAUAAGUAAUGCACACGGUUCCAUGCUCAAAGGAAGACCUGUACUUUUUCAAUGUUAAUACCGUCGUAAAUCUCGUUGGGGAUACUCGGUUGAUAAAUAAUCCGGCGGCCCGAACGCAUGCGCCUUGGCCAUCGAUUAUUUUGAUUGGUGCCAGAUAUUACCAGGCUCCAGUUCGUGGCAGUUUGCCACAAAGGAAAACGAAUCUCGAAUUCCCCGUAACCUCGAGCGCUCGGAUAAACGAUAACAAACGAUAUACACCGUCAAAAUUUUCGAAGAGUGAAAGAUGUAUCUUGGAUAAAAUUACGGGAAAAAUUGCGAGGAAGUGACAAUAUCGAAAACGGAAUUUCACGUCGAUGGAAAUUUCGAAUUGAAAAUUCAUGAGUUUCCUUUAAAUUAUAUCCAGCAAAUAUCAUCCAAUUUUUUGGUAAAAAUUAUUCAUCCGAUCAUUCAUCGUGGAUAAGCUCGAUCCUUAAGAAAAAUCAUGAGUACCACGAAACCGACCAGCUGCAAAGAGGCGAUUCGAAUGUGGGAGGAAGAGAAUAAACAAGAUGCUUCGACCGCGAAGGAAAUGAUCCUCAGCUUUCGAUGGCCUCCCAUAGAAAAAAUGGACAAUUCUCUGGCGGUUUUGGUCAAUUGUGAAAAGCUCUCCCUCUCGACGAAUAUGAUCGAAAAGAUUGCGGGAAUCGGAACGUUGAAGAAUCUGAAGAUCCUCGCGUUAGGCCGUAACCUGAUCAAAUCGUUUGCCGGAUUGGAGCCACUGGGCGACACUCUGGAGGAACUUUGGAUUUCGUACAACCUGAUCGAGAAAAUGAAGGGAAUCAACGCGAUGAAAAAUUUGCGCGUCCUCUACAUGUCGAAUAACCUGGUCAAAGAUUGGCACGAGUUCAAUAGACUUCAGGAGCUCACGAAUCUUCGUGAUUUACUUUUCGUCGGAAAUCCGUUGUACGAGAAUCUCGAGGUUGAAAUCUGGAAAUCGGAAGUAGCUAAACGUUUGCCAAUGUUAGAAAAAUUAGACGGUGAAUUGAUCAUACGAACGGAGGAAAACGAGACUUUGUUGCAACUUGACAGUCCUGUGCAAAUAUGAAGACUUGAAUAGAUUGUUUGUAAUCUUUUUUUUUGAUACUAUAUUUAUAUAUUUUACUGUAAUUUAUUUGAUAAGCUAUUUAUUUAUUUAUUUCUCGUCUGUUUAUUUUUUCUAUUAUUUUUAUUUUUACUUUGAUUUUAAUUUUGUAUGCAAUUGUAUAAAAUUGUAAAAUAAAUGUAUUUUUAUAAAAUCAA